Messenger RNA from Callithrix jacchus (white-tufted-ear marmoset), 19700 nucleotides. NCBI's taxonomy places the organism in Eukaryota, Metazoa, Chordata, Mammalia, Primates, Cebidae. The record is from RefSeq and is a predicted model, not a curated record.
UGGCAGUAAUCUUUCAGCAAUUUCAAUAUGUCACUCUAUUGUCUUUGGUUUCUGUGGCUUCUGUUGAACUAGUCAUCUUUUGAAAGUAGAUGUCUUUUUCUCUGGCUGUUUUGCCAUUUUUUCCUUGUUUUUUAUUUUCACCAAUUUUGCUAUGAUGGGCUUGGAUUACUCUGAUAGGGUCUGGGCCAUACUUUUCAACACUGUGCUGGAUGUCCUAGGAAAAAAAUAAGGCAAGAAAAAUAAAUUAAAAGCUAUGCCCUGAAAAGGAAAAAAAAUAAAACUGACAUUACACCCUGCUCGAGGUUCAUAGAGCUUCUCAUAUUCUUAACUAAACAUGGCCUGAUGUCUUUCAUCAGUUUUGGAAAAUUCUUGGUCGGACACUUCAAAUAUUGCUCCUGCCCAUUCUCUCCCUCCCGUUUUUUCAGAGUUCCAACUGCACAUAUGUUCACCAAGACUUAUGUGUCUCUCAGGGUCUUUUCUGUUUUCUGUCUUUUUUUUUUUUUCUCCUGUGCUUCCAUUUUAAUGCUUUCUGUUAACCCAUCUUUCAGUUUAUCUGAUGUCUUCCAUUCAGUCUAAGCUGUGGUUAUGCCUAUGUUUUGAAUUCUCACUUUUGGGUUUAGAAUUCCCGUUGGAUUCUACCUGCACAUUCUCAUUCUCCACCGAGACUCUCCAUCUUUGCGUUCACCGUGUUCAUCCUAUGCAUGGAUGUGUCUCAUUGCCCCGAUCUCUGGACCUGCUGUUGGUCUGUUUCUAUUGCGCUUGGGUUUUUGUUUGCUUCUUUCACGUUGUUUUGUUUCUGUGGUUCUUAAUUAUCUAGCUCUGCUUCCUGGCCUGUGUGGUGAUUUUUAACUGAAUCUUGGAUAUCACGUGUGGAAAAUGUGGAGACUCCAGAUGAUGUUCUCUUUUUCUGAGAGGAUUCUUGUCUUUUCAGCAGGCAGAAUGUGAAAAGACCGGCUGGUUUCUAUCAGGGUUGAAGAUGAGUUGAGAUUAGACUUAAGGAUUUAUAGAAGGCAGGUCUUUUUCUGGGUUCCUAAUUGAAAGCCUGGAGAGUUCACUAAGUCCCUACCUCUUUAGAGGGCCCUGAACUCCAAUCCUCCCUUUUCUCUCUCUCUCUCUCUCUCUCUCUCUCUCUCUCUCUCUCUCUCUCUCUCUCUCUCUCUCUCUCUCUCUCCUCACCCUGGCCAAGAAUGUUGAGCUUCUUUCUCUGCAGCUCUCUGCCCUUAGCCCUCAAGUUCCACCUGCCUCGGUGUCUUCCAAUCCCUUCUAGCAGCUACUUCUAGCAGCUGAGUUUCUCUGCUUGUUUUUUAAUCCAACCUUUACAGAUGCUCUUGACACAGCAGCUACUGUUCUGUGGCCAGAAGCAGAGUUCUCGAUGAGGCUUCUUAACAGUCGCCUGCGGGAGCACCUUAUGCCUUAGAUGGUGUGUUUGUGGCAGCUAGAGCUUCAGAGCAACAACAGAGGAAAAGUCUGCUCUUAGGGUCAGGCAAUUAGGGGAGGGUUCUCUACCUCUGUUGCUUCCAACUGCAAGAUCUUGAGUAAACCACAAGAAUUGUCAGGGCCUCAGUUUCCUCAUCUGCAAAAUGGGUCCAAUAUUACAAAGGCCAUGUAUUUCACAGACUUAGUGUGAGGAUGAGCAAUAUGGAACGCAACCAAUGGUGCUUUAGAAAUAGAGGAGUCAUGUUUUUUCUUUUUCUUUUCUUUUCUUUUUUUUUAAACGGAAUUUCACUCUUUUUGCCCAGGCUAGAGUGCAGUGGUGCGAUCUUGGCUCAUUGAAACCUCCACUUCCCAGGUUCAAGUGAUUCUCCUGUCUCAGCCUCCCAAAUAGCUGGACUUACAGAUGCACGCCUCCACACCCAGCUAGAGACGGGGUUUCACCAUGUUGACCAGGAUGGUCUCGAUCUCUUGACCUCGUGAUCCACCCGCCUCGGCCUCCCAAAGUGCUGGGAUUACAGGCUUGAGCCACCGCGCCUGGCCUGGAGGUAAAAAAGGUACAGAGUGCUCAUCUAGAUAGUCACUGCUUCACUGAUUAUUUAAAUGAUAAAAAUGCAAUGGACUCCAAAUAUAGGGGCACAUUUAGGACAAUAACCAUUUGCUGUGGGAGGGUCCCCCAGUAGACACAGACGAAGCAGAAGGACUGAGAACUCCUGUGCUCGGGGGCUGAGUAUUCUGAAUGGAACAUGCUGGGGUGAGCUGGGGAGGGCUCGGGAGCUGCUUUCCCUUUGGAACUUGGCCCAGCGUCUCCUGCCCUGCAUUUUCCUGCCUGUCUCAGAAAGGGGCUUCUGGCAUCGCGGUCACCUACAUUCACGUCUGUCCUCCAUGGGGGGGGGGGGGGGGGCCAAACCUACCGGUCCUCUGAACCCACGAGGGACUGUUGAACGUUGUCUCUGAGUGUGAAGUCCUAGGACCUGGAUAUUUGGUAGCUCCGUGGGUGAGGCAGCGACUACCUAACUAAGACUCUGUAAUGACUGGACGAGACACUGGACUUCCUGGGGCAGGAAAUCGCCACCGACCAGAAUGUGUCUACUAUGUUUGUUGAAUGAAUGAAGGCAGGGAAGGGGGAAAAGAAUGGGAUAGUGGUAGAGAGGGGCAAGAUGAGGGAGAAUUCCAGCUCCUCGGGAACAGACCUGUCAUCUCAUCAGAAACAUCCCAAUCCCCUCACAGUGGGGUGGGAACCAGUGACCUCCCAGCAGGAGCAUGCAUGUUAGCUGAGCGAUUUUUGCCUCUCUGGAGAUGAGCUUAAAUUAAUGUGAAUGCCUGCCUUACCACAUUGCCCUUUGCCAGGAGGCCACGCGGUCCCUAAGUACCUCACCCAUGACUUUCUUGGUGCCUCAUUACACGUGUUAGAGAAAAUGCCAAGCUCCUAAGAGGACCCCUGCAAUCCUCCGAAGAUGGUGACUCCAAAUCCCGUGAACCCAGCUCUUCAGAACCCCCUUUGCUCUGGAGAAAUAAGACCUGGUCCUAUCUAGUCUUUGUUUCCCUCUUUUGAUCAUUUUCUUGGAUGAGUCAAAAUCAGGUCACCACCAGCACCAACACGUGACAUGAAGGAACGUGCCUCAGACCCACAGAGCACAGGCCCGCCCCCACCUCAGACGCGUCUUCCCUGCCUCUGGAUCUUGCUCUCUCUUUCCCUUGUUCUCACUUUUCUUUUUCUUUUUCUUCUUUUUCCUGCCCUUCCCUUAUUUUCUUUGGUUCCUCUUUCUUCUGUACCUGGGGAAAAAUGUCUUCAGACUUCUGGAGUAGAUUCAUGAGUGUGAAUGAGGUACAACCCGCCAACAUCAUUUUUUCCCAAGGCACAGAGGCUGUUUCUGUGGCUGGGCACAGCUGCCCUCUCUCGCUGCCCUGGGGGAUUGAUGUGAGGGAGGGGAGGAAGCUCAUGGAACAUCAGGCGGAGCUCACCCUGGUCCCCUCAGGCUCCCUUUAUCAUGCUCAGCGGUUGCAGCCCUGGCCUGCAGGGGCAGGGCCAUCUGGAAGCCACUGGCCUCUCCGCCAGCCCCUGGCUCUCGAGCACAUUCUCCGGGAACAGCCCCAGGUCUCUCCUUCACUCCCCCUCGCCCUCCCGGUGGGGGUCUAGGACCCCAGCAACACAGGCAGGCAGGGAGGAGUCUCCAAAGGGCAGACGUGCAGCUGAGAAACGUCCCUGUGUGCCUCCGUGGUCUCAACCUGGUUCUCUUUGUUCUCAGUUCUGUUUUUGCCCCAGUGCUUCAGAUGGACACCCUGGACUGAGGGCAACUUUAAUAUUGCCUCCGGGAUCAGACACACGCUGGCCCCUCCCUAGCGUGCUGACCUCCCUGUUGGGGGCAGUGGGUAGGGAGGAGCUGGCUCAUUCCGGGCCAGAGGAGCAGGAAAUAAAGGUUUUCCUUGUCCCCCUCCCCCCACGCCUCUUCCCUCUUCCCUUUCCCCUUGCCAUGGAGGUUCUUCUCUUCCUCCACUCACUCCUUCCCUCCCUCGCUGUCUGUGGGCCUGAUGCUGAUCGCCCUGCUCACUGUCAGAGUUACCUGGGAGAAGAAAGUCAUUCAUACUUUCCUAUGAAUUGGAUCCAUAGUCUGUCUUUUCUUGGGCUAUUUGCUCUCUGAGUCUCGCUGGCAGAUUUAAAGCCUAGGGCUGCGUUACAGACCUUUGGGGCCAUUACGGGAAAAGGGUGGGGGUGGGGAGCUGACCUUAGAAGGACCCUCCAGAGCCCAAGCAGUCACACACACAAGCUGCCACCCCCAGUCCUCAAUCAGUUUGCGUGUCAUUCAUAGUCUGGGACAAAGGACUUUAAAAAUAUGUGGUUGAGUGUGACUUGGAGCCCAGCCAGGUGCAGGGAUCGGGGAAACUGAGGCUGCUUGGCUGGGCAAGGCGAGAAUGCAGGGAGCUUUCUAAGACCGCUGACUCUGUAGCUCUGAUUUUUUUUUUUUUCCUUGUGAAAAGGAGCAAUCCUGUGUGGCUCCAAGUCUAGGGCUGGGGCUGGCUCUGUGAAGCACAUUACCUUUGGGCAGGGUGGGGCUACCCCAAGAGUCAUCGGCUGCCUCCAGAGGUGGCGAGGUUUCCAUCCUAGGGGUAGGGGUCUCCUGGAUUCAGCCAUCACCAGAGGAGGUUUGCAUAUUGUCAGGGCUGUGCCAGACCAGAUACCUGGGGGCCCUGGCUAAAAUGUGGUUCCUGGGCCCUACCCCCAGCUCGCGGAACGCAGGGGCAGCCCAGGGACCAUCGUGAUCUCACAGCUCAGAUGGCAUCGGUCCCCUGUGGGGGCUGCCUUUCCAGAUCCUCUGCCCAGCAGAAGAUCCCAGUUCCUUCCUGACCUGAAAGCCCUACAGGCCUGACCCUCCCCACUUCCUCUCUGCCCUUGCCCCCCACCAUCACCCUCCAGGGGAGGGUGCCCCAGCCUGGCUGACCUCAGCACUUGCCCCAGAACACAACUCUUCCCAGCCUCACGGCCUUCACCUGGCUGUGCCACUGCUUGUCAUGUUCUACCCCAGAUUUUCUCAGGGCUGGCUCCCGGGAAGAAGACAUCUGCUCAGAAGUCACUUCCCCAGAAGGGCUUUCCAUGGCCACCCACAUGCUGUCCCUCACAUUCGCUAGCCCGCCGUCCCCCUUCCUCUUCCAGCCUCCGUAGCAGUCCCCACCAUCUAAUAUUGCCAAGUGUGCAUCUGCUCGCCUUUCCGGCUUCCGGUUUUGCUGGUCCCGCUGGAAGGUAAGCUCCACGGGAGUGGAGCAGGGACCUGUUUGCACUGUUUCUCCCAUGACCCAGCCCCAGCUCUGUCUGGGACAUAGAAGAGUUUGCUGAACGAAUGAGUGAAUGAAUGAAUGAAUGAAUGCCCGUUGUGUGAAUGAAUGAGUGACAGGCUCGGAGGUCACUGGAGCAGAUGGGUGAAUCUGUGACCACUGUGAUAAUAAACAGCGGUUAUGAGCAGAGGACCAGACACCAAGCUGCCCUCCUGGGCACCGAGGUCCCUGGCCCUGAGCUUGCAUUCCCAAGGGACCCCAUGCCGGGUGUUUUGAGCAGAGGGCCAGACACCAAGCUGCCCUCGUGGGCACCGAGGUCCCUGGCCCUGAGCUUGCAUUCCCAAGGGACCCCAUGCUGGGUGUUUUGAGCAGAGGGCCAGACACCAAGCUGCCCUCGUGGGCACCGAGGUCCCUGGCCCUGAGCUUGCAUUCCCAAGGGACCCCAUGCUCGGUGUUUUGGGCCCACUCUCAACAUCCCGACAGCUUGUCUUCUUAUUAGGACUGAGUUGGAAACGGGGGCCCCAGAGCCCACGUGACUGGUCCAAAGAUACCCUGCAGGGCUACAGGGACGGGGAGGGAAGAGGCCUGUGCCUGGCACCCCUCAUCAGUGUCUAGAAAGUUCCAUUCUGAUGGAUGAACCAGCCAUGCCCAACAGUCUCCUGGGACAAUUCCCUCCAGAGACAUUUGCCGAGCGCUUUCUAUGUGUCAAGGGUACAUGGGGUCCUCCUCUCCUUGGUGACUUGGUUGGGGGUGGGUGGCAGCCCUGACUUUGGCCUCCCUGAAUGAUGGCACAGGAGAGACACCUGGUCUCCAGUGGAGAUUAGAUCCCCUUCAACGACAGGGAUGCAGCUAACCCAUCGCUCUAACUCCACGGUGGAGCAAAGCACCCCGGAGUCGGCCCUGGUGCAACCUGACUACAGUCACAGACCAGUGAGCCCUGGGAGGGACACUCUGCCCGGCCCAGAUGCUGCUGGCUGGACUCAUGGAUGCUGAGUCCAGCCGAGGCAGUGCCUGUCGCCACUCCCAGGCCCGUGCAAAGGGGCCAAAAACAAACUUGAAAAAGCAACCCCCCCAAUGGAGAGGCACUUUGUCCGGGGUCCAGGGGUCAUGAUGGGCACUGCUGUUUUCCUAACUCAUGUGACCAAAAAUCCUUUUAUUUGCAUAAAAAUGGAGGCUGGUUGUCUGAGUCUUCCCAAAGUUUCCUUACACUGAGUAGUCGCAUGUAGCCGAGCAGUGAAGGGCCCCUCACAGAACAAGCUCUGUACUGGCCACCACGACAAACUGCUGUCCCCACCUUCCAGCCACAUCGAACCCAUCUGCCCUGUGGGACCUAACCGCCUCCGAGCACCCACGUGCCAUGUCACCCGCUUGUUUUGUUGAUGGUCUGCCUGCCCCUCGCUGGUUGGCAACUCCAAGAGGACAAGGAGUCAGGCCUGCUUUGCUGGCUGCUUCUUGCCCAGUGCCUGGCACCCUGGAGGAGGUGCUCGCAGGCACCCGGUGGAGGCACCGGCAGCCCCGAGGCCCUUCCCAGCCUUCCUGUCCCUUGGCGUCCCCACCCCCAACCCUGGCUUGGGGCGCUCGACCCCUCCUCUUCAUCUUCCUAGUUCCCAGCGACCUUUUUGGGUUCAGCUGAGAAGCCACUCCCUCUGCAAAUCCUUCCGGCACUGGCCGUGACCUUUCCUUCCCUGGUCCUUCCACACUUUUCUGUGGCUGUCAUUUUUCUGACUUCCUGGACGACUGUCAGCCCCACACCUGUGGGUCUGUGCCCUGGACUCACAGCUCAACACGUAGUAGGACCUUCAUGAAUACACUGAUUGCCCCUGUGAAGGGGGCAUGCUCCUGCCAGAAAGGUCCAGCCCACCUUGUACUCCGGACAGAACACUCGUGUUGGAGAAGGCCCAGCUCUCAAUGGGACUUUUGUGAUGGGUGGCAGUGGCCUCAGCAGUGUUCCCCGGCAGCCCCGCCAGCUGGAAAAUGUUAAGACAGCAACUCCAUCCUUGCCCCUGGGGAGAACCUGUUUGUGAAGAUUCCACAGCCUCCUGUUAAGAAGCGAUUAUCCACGCGGGGGUUGUUUGAGCGCGAAGACAUUGACCCGUGGAUAAACUCUAUUGUGCUCUGCUAGGCGGUGCUAGAAUCUGUGGACAUGGAUGAAGGACAUGGUGUCCAUUCACGCAGGGGCUCAUCCUUCCAAAAGACAUUUUGCAUGCCUACUGUGUGCCAGGCUUGCUAGGUCCUGAGAAUACAGAGAGCAAAAGCAAAGGUCUCUGCUUUCCUGGUGCAGGGAGAAUAUGCUGUCAGAUAACAGAUGUGGGGAAGCAGAGGAAGGGGCUGGGAGCAGGGCCAGGGAAGACCCUGGAAAGGUGGUUUCUUAGCAGAAGCCUCGGAGAUGUGAGAGCAGGGCAGGAGGGAGGGUCACAGCACCCAGGGAACUGAAGUCCAGCCAAAGAGAAUACAGUGAACUCCCGGGAGGAGGGCGUUGGCCUGUCUGCUCCCUGAUAAGGGGCUCUCUCCCUGGCACACCCCCGACUCUUUCCCCAGCCCACUCCUCCAGCUGUUCUGAAGUGGAAGGCGGGUAAGGGGUGUCCCUUUGGUCAUUUAAGGAAAAACAGUCCCUCUUUCUUUGGUCCCCAAGGUAAACAAGACCAUGACAGGCAGCAGUAGGGAAGGAAGGGUGUCACCAUGCUCUCCGCAAGCUGGUCCCCAAUGUCACCGGCUGCUGUAGACUCAUCCAGCUCCGAGGGCCUGGGGGUGGGGGGCCGGGCCCGUGUCUUUUCUUAGGUGCAUCUAUGAAGGCCAGGCUUCCUGCCUCAGGACCCCCUAGGUGGCAGAAUGUUCCCCUUCACAGCCCCCCCCCCCCGCUUUAUCGAACAGGACAUUGAAUCCACUCACAGACGAGCAUGAGCUGAGAGUUCUUUUCUUUUACCCUGUUUUCCUUUUGGAAAGAAUUGGGAGCCCCAGCGUCCUCCCUAACCAAGGAGAGGGUCGGCUUUCUCUUCUGAAAUGUGGCUUGAAGGAACCCGGGGAGUGCAUUCUGCAGAGAGAUCCAGAAGGAACCUGUGGCUUUGAAAGGGUCCCCCUGAGGCUGGAGGAAAGGCUUCUCCGUCAAACCAGAAGGAAACAGGAGUGGGGGAGCGGAUGGCCAGGAACAUCUCGAGGUGCUUAAGCCGAGCAUACAAAGAGCUGAGAUCUGUGUGACCUGAGGAUCUGGGCUGUGGUGAGCUUAAGGGCGGACAGGGGCACCUGAUUUUUCCAGAAAACCUGAUUCCAGCCGUCAUUGUUCAUGUUUAAAAGGCUGGGAUGCUGAGUCUCAGGAAUAGCUUUUGGAAAACGAUGGUCUGUGUGAGAGGCAGGGCAGACAGCCGUGGGGCCCCUGGGCUCUAUGGAACCACGUGUCUCGGAGGAUGUGGGCUGUGAUGAGCUUACAGAUCUUAGAUGUCUGUAUUCAGGAAGGGCUUUUAGAUGGACAAGGGAACCACUGAUUAUGUGUGCCUUUGGGGAGGAGGUCCCCGUCGGGUCCAUUUUUAACCCUUUGGGAUGAGUUGGCGUGUGUGAAUGCGUGCAAGUGCGCAUUCUCUGUAGGACACGGACCUUUGGGUUUUGUCUACAUAAGCAAAGGGAUUGAAAUGACCGAGUUAAUUCGCUGUUGGCCAUUAAUGCAUUCUGCAAAGACAGGCGGCGGCCGUCUGUCUCCGAGGCGUGUGUCUCCGAGGCGUGUGUCUCACGCUCUCCCCUCCUCCCCUCCUUACGUCUUUUUCGUUUGUUUGUUUCACUUGUCUUGUUUUUGUUUUUGCAAGAUCUUACAGAAGACCCUUCUUAUGUUUUAAGAGUCAGCGCGCCUUGGGGCCCGACUCUGUUGAAUAACUGGCUCAAUUCUGCGCAUUCUUGUAGGUCCCUGUGGCUCACGUCAUUUUCAGGCAUGAAAAUGAGCCAUCAAAUCAUGACAAAAUCGCCUGGAGCCGCCAUUCUAGCCAAGGAGGGUGAGGGGAGGCGGACGGGAAAACAAGAUGAUGAAGCUACUUCCUCCACAGACAGGGAUUAGCAGACUCCACAGAGAAAUACGAAGUCGGGAAGGGGUUAGAGGAGGUAGGGAUAGAAAAGAAUGAGUGAACAAGGCCAGGCAAGGUAGCUCACCCCUGAUAUCCCAGCACUUUGGGAGGCCAAGGCGAGCGGAUCACCUGAGGUCAGGAGUUCAAGACCAGCCUGGCCAACCUGGGGAAACGUUGUCUAUACUAAUAAUACAAAAAUUCGCCUUGGUGGGUGCCUGUAAUCCCAGCUACUUGGGAGGUUCGGGCAGGAGAAUUGCUUGAACCCUGGAGGCAGAGGUUGCAGUGAGCCAAGAUUGCGCCAAUGCACUCCAGCCUCGGCAAAAGAAUAAGCCUCCAUCUCAAGAAAAUAAUUAAAAAAAAAAAAAGUAUAAAAGGCCAUUUUUAGCUGGUGGGACAGGUGAGACCAGGAGCUGUGGCUUCCUUGGCUUUGGGGAAGAGAAGUUCUGAUGAGGACCCAGAGGAUUCACUCCAGAGUGAGAUGCUUGCUGCUGCCUGUGACUGUAAUGUUAGCUCCAUCUCAGGCCUUAGAGACGGGUCUAUACGAAAAUCGGUGGCGUGGGUGGGUCACUGACACCGAGGCAGUGAUGCAGGUUUGGUGCGCUCACACCCAGCAUACACCCCGUGGAAGGCGCAGGGGUGAGUCUGUUGCAGAGAGCAGCUCUCGUGGGGUUCAUGUGCCCUCAACAGUGCAAGGGUGCCAACUCAAGUCCCAGCUCCUCUGCCUUGGGGCCUUAAGUCACCUUCAGCCCCUUGGACUAGAGGCCAGGAGGACCAGGACCUGUCCUUCACUAUCAGAAGCUCUGUGUCUGGGGAGAAAAUACAGUCGGGGGCAGGGGCUCAGAGGAAGCCGCAAAGGUCAUCCUCGUCCCUCUGGAGUGGCACAAGCUCAGACUGAGGCCAGCGCUUCUGCGAGGCGGAAGUUCCUCGUUCUCAGGAAGUAAGCUGGCGAAAGGAAACUGACAGCAAUCUGGAGCUUUUACUCUUUCAAACCCCAGAAAGAAGAACUGAAGCAGUGGUGGGCAGCUAGAGGCUCUUUGUCAGGGUGGGCAGGUGCUGUCCUGUUGCUGGGAGAUGGCCCCUGUCCCCCCGGCAGGGUGUCUGAUGCCAAUGCACCCAUCAUCCUGGAGAGGAAGGCUGUGCCUCCUGCAGAGUCACUGGGGAGGAGGCAGCUGUUUAAGAUUUUGUCUACACUUCUCUCCACACCUCCCAAUAAAGGAUCCAGGAGUGUGCGCCUGUGUGAACGCACUUGCAGAUGGCUAUAAUCACCCUAAGAACGCGACUUAACAUUUGUAAAGAGCUUAGCACAGUGCUGGCUCAUAGUAAGCACUGCACGGCUUCUCGUUAAAUAAACAUAAACGGGGAAAAUCUAUAGUGUGCCAAGGAUGGGAAGGAGAGUAAAGAGUGCAGAAAUGAAGCCCGAAAAAUGGAAGAUGGUGGGCAGAAGGGAACCUGAGUGGCUGGAGCCACGGGUGGAAGGAGCAGAGAGGAGCAGCCAUCUGAGCUCAACCGGAAAGGCUUCCAGUAGGAGGUGGCCUGGCCGGGGUCUCAGCUGCCCCGGGUGUGCUUUAAAGCUCUUGGGAUUCUCAGAGGGCAGGUCUUGUGUUCACAAAACACAUUAAGAAUCUGAAAACCCUCCUAUGGAAACAGGAUGCCCGUGGAUUCUGUUGGGGGGGAAAAAAAUCCCCCCCAACAGAACUUCAUGCUUUGGCCGCGUGUCAGAGAUUUGGCUGGCACUUUCGGAGCCCAGGCUGCGGUUGGCCGGCCUCUGCUUGGGCGUUGACACCAUUCCAGGGAAGGAAAAGACCGUGGCCAGUCUCCCGCCCGCCGUAUCUCGGUGGUAAAUUCCCCAGGCUCAUCUUCCCCGGGGGUAAUUACAGCCCAAGCUGCUUUUGGGAGGUGACAUCAUUUACCUGUUUGGCCUCUGUUUCUGCCCUACUCCGGUUGCCCAGCAGCGUGGGGCUGGUGUGGGAGCGGGAUGGGUGGCCGCUGGCCUCACAAUGGCCCUGAGUCAUGACUGCUCACUGCUUCCAUGCUGCUUUCCCUCCCCUGGGCUGUUCAUGAGUCAACAGCACUUAUUAGAACCCUCCGAAUGCAGAGAUUUGUACUGGGCCGACUGAGGGGCAGAGCAGGCUCAGUGCACCCAGGCUGUAAGGGUACCAGCACCUCCACCAGCGGAGAGCAGCCUGGGCACCCGGGUAUUUCCAUUUUGUAAAAAGAAACCCAGUCUCCUUUGUGCCACCUCCCGAAUUCUGGAUGUGGAUUGAAUGCGUGGAGCAAGCUCUGGUUCGGCGGGUGGAGGUCAGGAGACCUAGAAUGAAAGCCAAGUGUGUCACCUCUCCGGGUGUGCGCACCUGUGAAACGGGGGCUGAUGAAUCUGGCCCCCAGGUCCAGGUGAGAAGGCAGGUAAGGGCCUCAGAGAAGCCUGAGAGCAGUGGUGUUCAGCUGGGGCUGGUUUUGUCCCCAGAGGACAUUUUACAACAACAAGAAACAUUUUUGGUUGUCACACUGGGGUUAGAGGCAGAAGGUGCUGCUGGCAUCUCAUGGGUGGGUAGAGGUCACCAGGGUGGCUGCAAAAUGUCGUACAUUGCACGGACAGCCCUUACCACAGAAAAGGAUCAGGCUCCACACAUCCACAGUCCGGACACCUCUGCUGUAGAGCUCCUGUAUUAGAAGAGGCCUGUAGUCCCAGCUACUUGGGAGGCUGAGGCAGGAGAAUCGCUUGAACUGGAAGGUGGAGGUUGCAGUGAGCCGAGAUUGCACCACUGCACUCCAGCCUGGCGACAGAGUGAGACUCCAUCUCAGGAAAAAAAAAAAAAAAAAGAAGAAGAAGAAGAAGAGGUCUUUGCCUCCCUGGCCUGGACUCACCGUGGCCCUCACCCACCGUCCAAAGGGAGAGAUGUCAUGCCUCACUUUACAAAAAAGGAAAUCGAGGCAUGCCAAGGCUGUGUGGGUGGUUAAUGGGUUUCCAGUCUGUGGUUUUGGCAACCAGUCCCUGCAUCUCCACGAUUUGGGGCACCUCAUUCUGCCUCCCUUUGUAAAAUUCGGUUUGCCCAACUUCCCAUGGAGUCGCAGACAGCUCAGCCAGUGCUCAGAGAUGUUCUUCCCUGUCGGCGAUGCCAACGGGAUGGAAAUAAAAUCGAGUUGGAAAGGGCACCCCAGCACAGCCUCUUACCAGGAGGCCACCCUCCUGACAGCUUGUUGGCCUCCACUCCUUGUCAUUUGCCACUUACACCCCCGGUGACUAUUAAAUGUCAGCAAAGACACCUGUAUGAGUUGGCGCAUGCCAUCAAAUGACACUGAAGGGCCACACAGGCCAGCUGGGAAGCCCAGAUCUCCCCAUAACAAAAUGUACCAUCUGGACGAAUUAGACCAGGUUUGUACUAAUUCAUGAGCAGGGAAUUAGUCCUGCCCAAAAAAUUUGUCCCUGUGGGUUUUUAGUGAUGAAAAUCACUGAGACGAAAAGAAAAAGAAAAAUGAACACAACUGUUUAUGGAGUGGCCCCACGUGUAAGCGAUUAGUGACUAGGGGGAGAGAGAUUCCCAGCAAAGUGGCCCAUAGGACACAGACGGGGGCAGGGAACUAGAGAAGUGGACCACCUGUGGAACAAAAGGCACCCCAUAAACUCGUCCUGACUUGGGAGAUGUCGCCACUCACAGGAAUUCUCUUUUCUUGUUCCAGUUUUAGGGAUGAUUGCUUUUACUUUGUGUCAGUCCCUGAAAUCCCUAGACCCAUGAACCCCGGGGGAAGGCCAGGAGAGGCCUGGGGGCAGAGCUGAUCCUCUCUGGCCCUUGCUGUGCAGAGGCCACGCUGCAUUUCCUCUGCCCUUGCUGUGCGUGUCUACACCGUCCACCUCAGAAGACUUGGGAAAGGGGUGAGAGGAAUUAGAAUGCAGGGAUCCUAGAGAGAAAAAAAGGAAACAUACUGGAAACAGCCAAGGAAGUGGAGUUUUACAGGCAAGCAGAUGCCUUGAGCCUGGCUACAGCAUAAAUCACAGAAACCAGAGCUUCAACGCUGUUUGAGUAAAGCCACAAGGGGUGCUGUCUGGGGAGAAGGUGGGGCCAUCCUGCCUAGGAGAUGGCCCCCACCCCGCAGCCCCCAAGCCCAGAGCCCUCUCAGGCCAGAAGUGUCACUUCCUAAACCCUUGGGAAUGCCAGUGUAUCAGAUUUGGUCAAGUAUAUUUUACUCUUUGUUUUUCUGCAAACUGCACCUCGUGGAGCUCUGGCAGGUCCUUUGCCACUCGAACGUAGAUUUGGGAAGACAGCACAUUAGGGUUACGCAAGGCUGGUUGUUUACCAACAAGGAUAAGCAGACAGAGUUACAUAAUCCUCUGUAUGUUUGUGUGGAAUUCUUCCCAGCGCUGGACACUUGAACUCUUAGGAGCAGAGGCCAUGGAGGACUGUUUCUGGUGUGGAUUUGGCCAGCCUGGGGCCCUCUUCCAAACCCUCUCUCACUGUCCAAGGUGCAGAUGAAGGGUCCUUUAGGGCCACUCUGCGCCUGUUGGCACCACCAGCCUGAGAACCAAAUACCAAAUAGCCUUCCUGCACCACCGCAAGUUCAGGGAAGUCACAGACUUGUGCCUGAAGGGGGGCGGGGGGUCUCACUGAGACACCAGAAAAGGGGAGAUAUGACAAGAUGGCAGUAGAAGUGGCAGCGGUGGCCAUUGCCGAGCCCGGCAGCUUCAGGCACGCUCAAGACUCCCAUGAGAAGGUGGAGGCUCUGAGGAGGCUGGCACAAGGUCACAGUGCUGGAAGGUGCCAGAGUGGAGCGAGCCCCCACCCGCUCUCCCCAUCCCCAUCCUAGCUAACUCCAGGUUCCACGCUUGGAGUCAUGGCAUGCUGAUGACCUCAUGACUUGAAAGACAACUUCCUAAUCACUUCUGUAGACCUUGAAUGUUCCCAAAUGACCAUGUAAUAAGCAAUUAUUGAGCAUCAGCUGUAUGAACCUGGUAGACAACCCACUGUAAAAUGAGGCGGAAUAAAUGAAGUGCUAGUUGAGGUUCAGGCAGGUUCUUUGGGCAGAGAGGAAGGUCCAUGUAUUUGGGUGGGAAGGGGGCAGUCAGGGAGAAUCCCGGAGGACUUCCUGCCAGAGGUACUAUCUGAUGCACACCAUGAAGAACUCACAGGAUUGUGAGAGGCAGAGGGAGACUUUAUUUCCAGUGGAUGUGGUUGCCAGCAUGGCCCCUGGGACUUAACCAGAGUGUGGCUGUCCCCUGGGGACCUGCCUUACUCUCCUUAGGAGAAGAAAACUUGAAGAUCAGCUGUGUGCCAGACCCCUGCUGGGGCCAGGGGUGAGUGAUCAAAGCCACCGUCCCCCCCUCCAGAAAGCAGGACACCCUGCCCUACAGUGGGGACAGCUCUCUGCAGGAGCCCCACCCUACCUCAGAGGAUGGGGGCCGUUCCUUGGCAUUCCUAAGCCUGGGUGUCCUCUGCAAAAUGAGGACCCGCGUUCCAAACUUGCGGGCGCAGGGUUAAAUGAGAUGAUACACACCCAUGCCCUGCAUCAGGGAGGCUGCACGCGCCUGGGCACAGAACACUAAGCGCUCCGUAAAUGGGAGGUGGGGGCACCGGUAACAUCGGUGGGCUCCAGAGAGACGACAGCCCCAGGAAAGCCUCCCCCAGGAGCACGGGCAGCUGGUUGGGGGGGGCCGGGCCGGCAGGAACCAGGCGAGCUCCCUGGAGGAGGUGAGCGGUGAGUGACAGCAGGAGUUUGCCAGGGUGGAGGGAAAGGGGCAGGGAGAACAUUCCAGACUCCAAUCUCAGAAGCUUCACUCCCCCGGAGGCGGAGGUGCCCCGCCACAGAAGCGCCUGCAACUCGGGGACUUUAUUGAAAGUCCUCCCGUUUCAUACCUGAGGCCGCCGGGGCCGUGGAUGGGGAGGGCGCGCCGCCCGGCGGUCCCCGCGCACAGGCGGCCACGAUGAGGGUCAACGAGAAGUACUCGACGCUCCCGGCCGAGGACCGCAGCGUCCACAUCAUCAACAUCUGCGCCAUCGAGGACAUCGGAUACCUGCCGUCCGAGGGCACGCUGCUGAACUCCCUGUCUGUGGACCCUGACGCCAAGUGCAGGUAUGGCCUAUACUUCCGGGACGGCCGGCGCAAGGUGGACUACAUCCUGGUGUACCAUCACAAGAGGCCCUCGGGCAGCCGGACCCUGGCCAGGAGGGUGCAGCACGGCGACACCCCCUUUGGGGCUCGCAGCCUCAAGCAGGACCACCCCCUGCCGGGCAAGGGGGCACCGCUGGACGCAGGCUCGGCCGAGCCCCCCAUGGACUACCACGAGGACGACAAGCGUUUCCGCAGGGAGGAGUACGAGGGCAACCUCCUGGAGGCCGGCCUGGAGCUGGAGCGGGACGAGGACACUAAAAUCCAUGGAGUUGGGUUUGUGAAGAUCCACGCCCCCUGGAAUGUGCUGUGCAGAGAGGCGGAGUUUCUGAAACUGAAGAUGCCGACGAAGAAGAUGUACCACAUUAAUGAGACCCGCGGCCUCCUGAAAAAAAUCAGCUCCGUGCUCCAGAAAAUCACAGAGCCCAUCCAGCCCAAAGUGGCUGGCCACAGACCCCAGACCAUGAAGAUACUCUCCUAUCCCUUCUCCCGAGAGAAGCAGCAUCUAUUUGACCUGUCUGAUAAGGAUUCCUUUUUCGACAGCAAAACCCGGAGCACGAUUGUCUAUGAGAUCUUGAAGAGAACGACGUGUACCAAAGCCAAGUACAGCAUGGGGCAAGGCGAGGGAAGAAAGAAGGACUCCGCCCUUCUAAGUAAAAGGCGGAAAUGUGGGAAGUAUGGCAUCACGAGCCUGCUGGCCAAUGGUGUGUACGCGGCCGCAUACCCACUGCACGAUGGAGACUAUGAGGGUGAAAACGUCGAGUUCAACGACAGAAAACUCCUGUAUGAAGAGUGGGCGCGUUAUGGGGUCUUCUAUAAGUACCAGCCCAUCGACCUGGUCAGGAAGUACUUUGGGGAGAAGAUCGGCCUGUACUUCGCCUGGCUGGGCGUGUACACCCAGAUGCUCAUCCCUGCCUCUGUCGUGGGAAUCAUCGUCUUCCUGUACGGAUGCGCCACCAUGGAUGAAAACAUCCCCAGCAUGGAGAUGUGUGACCAGAGAUACAACAUCACCAUGUGUCCGCUUUGCGACAAGACCUGCAGCUACUGGAAGAUGAGCUCAGCCUGCGCCACGGCCCGGGCCAGCCACCUCUUCGACAACCCCGCCACCGUCUUCUUCUCCGUCUUCAUGGCCCUCUGGGCUGCCACCUUCAUGGAGCACUGGAAGCGGAAGCAGAUGAGGCUCAACUACCGCUGGGACCUCACGGGCUUCGAGGAGGAAGAGGAGGCUGUCAAGGAUCAUCCUAGAGCUGAAUACGAAGCCAGAGUCUUGGAGAAGUCUCUGAAGAAAGAGUCCAAAAACAAAGAGAAGCGCCGGCAUAUCCCAGAGGACUCCACAAACAAAUGGAAGCAGAGGGUUAAGACAGCCAUGGCGGGGGUGAAAUUGACUGACAAAGUGAAGCUGACCUGGAGAGACCGGUUCCCGGCCUACCUCACCAACAUGGUCUCCAUUAUCUUCAUGAUUGCGGUGACGUUUGCCAUCGUCCUUGGCGUCAUCAUCUACAGAAUCUCCACGGCCGCCGCCUUGGCCAUGAACUCCUCCCCCUCCGUGCGGUCCAACAUCCGGGUCACGGUCACGGCCACCGCGGUCAUCAUCAACCUGGUGGUCAUCAUCCUCCUGGAUGAGGUGUACGGAUGCAUAGCCCGGUGGCUCACCAAGAUCGAGGUUCCAAAGACGGAGAAGAGCUUUGAGGAGAGGCUGAUCUUUAAGGCCUUCCUGCUGAAGUUCGUGAACUCUUACACCCCCAUCUUCUACGUGGCUUUCUUCAAAGGCCGGUUUGUUGGACGCCCGGGAGACUACGUGUACAUUUUCCGUUCCUUCCGGAUGGAAGAGUGCGCGCCAGGGGGCUGCCUGAUGGAGCUCUGCAUCCAGCUCAGCAUCAUCAUGCUGGGGAAACAGCUGAUCCAGAACAACCUGUUCGAGAUCGGAAUCCCGAAGAUGAAGAAGUUCAUCCGCUACCUGAGGCUGAAGCGGCAGAGCCCCACCCACCACGAGGAGAGCGUGAAGAGGAGGCAGCGGUACGAGGUGGAUUACAACCUGGAGCCCUUCGCGGGCCUCACCCCCGAGUACAUGGAAAUGAUCAUCCAGUUUGGCUUUGUCACCCUGUUUGUCGCCUCCUUCCCCCUGGCCCCGCUGUUUGCACUGCUCAACAACAUCAUUGAGAUCCGCCUGGAUGCCAAAAAGUUUGUCACCGAGCUCCGAAGGCCAGUGGCAGUCAGAGCCAAAGACAUCGGAAUCUGGUACAAUAUCCUCAGAGGCAUUGGGAAGCUUGCUGUGAUUAUCAAUGCCUUCGUGAUCUCCUUCACAUCAGACUUCAUCCCGCGCCUGGUGUACCUGUACCUGUACAGUAAGGAUGGGACCAUGCACGGCUUCGUCAACCACACCCUGUCGUCCUUCAACGUCAGCGACUUCCAGGACGGCACGGCCCCCAACGACCCCCUGGACCUGGGCUACGAGGUGCGGAUCUGCAGGUACAAAGACUACCGAGAGCCUCCAUGGUCAGAAAACAAGUACGACAUCUCCAAGGACUUCUGGGCCGUCCUGGCUGCCCGGCUGGCGUUUGUCAUCGUCUUCCAGAACCUGGUCAUGUUCAUGAGCGACUUCGUGGACUGGGUCAUCCCGGACAUCCCCAAGGACAUCAGCCAGCAGAUCCACAAGGAGAAGGUGCUCAUGGUGGAGCUGUUCAUGCGGGAGGAGCAGGACAAGCAGCAGCUGCUGGACACGUGGCGGAUGGAGAAGGAGCGGCAGAAGGACGAGGCGCCGUGCAACCACCACAACCCCACAGCCUGCCCGGACAGCCUCGGCAGCCCGGCCCCCAGCCAGGCCUACCACGGGGGCGUCCUGUAGCUAACCAGCCGGGCAUCCUGACCCACGGGCACCCUCUCCCAGGGCAGGCGGCUUCUGGCUCCCACCAGGGCCCGGAGGCUUCUGGGUUUUCGGCAAAUGUGGAGGACCACUUUCUAAUAGGACACCUUCCUUUCUUCUUUCUGUUUUCUUUCCCUUGUUUUUGCACAAAGGCCAUUAGGCAGGGAAUCUUUUUCAAUCUGUGGUUUUCAAGGUGAAUCAAAAUGAUGGCUGGUAACGAAGCUAUAAAGUAGCAAAGGCAGGUGCUUUGCAGAAAGAACGCUUGGAAACUCGAGUCUCCCUGGCGUCGAAUAGUGAGCAGAGGCCCCUAGAAACCCUCCUUUCAAUCCUCCUAAUGCCUUAAGAUAGAUGCGGAAUGGUAAGCCAAGGCAUCGGGCAAAGGCUGCUUCAGGGGAAACGGAAAAAGCAAGAAAGAAUAAUGAUGGAUUCUGGUUCCAAAAGGUGUCACCUGCCUGUUUCAGGAAAGCUAGACUUUCAAUCACUUUUUCCUUCCUCAGUUCAGUGGCUGAGGCACUCUGGGCAGAGCGAGAAUUGUCCCAGCGCUGACCGCACGGGGGCGGGGAGCAUCCCAGCUGUUCCUGGAAAGCUAGAAGUGGGCACAGGUGUCCUUGACUGAGCAGGAACCAGCACUCUUGGUGUCCCCGGCAGGACUCGCUGUGAGCCACACACCUGCCCCGUGGCACCAAGCUGACCUCAGAGCUGUUCAUCUUCCUUAUGCAACAAAACUGGUUGACCGGAAAGUGGGCAGGGAGAGAUGACCUCGGAAGCAUAUCCGCAGAUGGCAUCAGGGUUUCGAGAAGUGUUACGGCUUCCCGGGGUCCCCUGGAAGCUUUAGAAUAUUCCUGAUUCUCUUUUUCAAAAACCAAUUAUGCGGUAGAUUGAGGAUAUGUUUUCUGUAGCUCAAAGGUGGAGGGAGUUUAUUAAUUUACCAAAUAUCAUUGAGAGAAAUUUAAAAUACUGUUACUACCAAAGAUUUUUAUUAAUAAAGGGUUCUAUUUUGGUAACACUUCUCUAUAUUUUUACUCACAGGAAUGUCGCUGUUGACAAUGAUUUUAAAAGUGUAUAAAACCAAGUCUCAUAAAUUACCUGAGUGAUGUAAAUCUGCGGCAAUGAUACUAAACAACUCUGCAGUUUCUCAAGCACCAGGAGAAACGUCAUUUUAGCAAAGGCAAGGGGGAAAAGCAUAAGCGUAUUUCUCUUGAACACCUCAUCGAUGCGAGGUUGACGCUCCCGUCGAUCUGCCAACGGCGAUCAAAGCUCGUGGGUGUUGCAGAUUUCCAAUAUUUGCUAAAAUCAUGCAAUCUGAUGCUUCUCUUUUCUCUUGUACAGGAAGUAGUCUGAAAUGGGUUUUGUAUAUAAAUAUUGUAUUAAAAAAGUAGGCGAUUACCAAAAAUCCUUUUAUGGAAGCCGUUUUUUAAAAAAGUGAAUGUACACAAGCCCAGGGAAGACUGUGGCUGGACAUUCGUCUAAAUAAAUUUGAGUAUACGACA